This is a messenger RNA of Perkinsus marinus ATCC 50983, 352 nucleotides long. RefSeq names its product wd and tetratricopeptide repeat protein, putative. Lineage: Eukaryota; Perkinsozoa; Perkinsida; Perkinsidae. Gene Ontology annotation, molecular function: protein binding. Gene Ontology annotation, cellular component: Cul4-RING E3 ubiquitin ligase complex; cytoplasm. The annotation marks the transcript as partial. Gene Ontology annotation, biological process: negative regulation of fatty acid biosynthetic process. The transcript has 2 exons. The record is from RefSeq and is a predicted model, not a curated record.
GGAUGUGUCAAUACAUUGUGUUGGUCCGAAGAUGGUCAGCUGCUCCUAUCUGGUAGUGAUGACACUCAGUUGAUGCUGUGGCAAUAUAGAGAUGGUCCUGGUCGGGCUCAACGGCGGCCAAUUGAGGUCAUCGACACAGACCACUACUCGGCUACCGUCCUAGCCUAUGUGGACCAGGUCAUCCCUUGGGACUGUCCUCAUCUAGUCAUCUCCUGUAGCGCGGACUCAACAGUACGGCAGUUCGAUAUCCGAGCAGGGCCAGGCUCGUCUCAAGUGCUCGCCCGAUGGGCCCAUUGGCGUAGCGGCAUCAAUGCCAUCAGCGGCGGCUGGGCCUUGCGGCCUUACUCGGUCU